This is a messenger RNA of Camarhynchus parvulus, 759 nucleotides long. RefSeq names its product lysosomal amino acid transporter 1 homolog. The record is from RefSeq and is a predicted model, not a curated record. Lineage: Eukaryota; Metazoa; Chordata; Aves; Passeriformes; Thraupidae.
AUGGCGGCGGGCAGGGCAGGGGCGGCGUCUCCGGGCUUUGCACAGAGGAUGUUCAGCGUCCCUAACCGGAUUUGGGGAUUUGCACGGGCUGCGAAUGGAGGCAGAAAGCAGCUCCUGGGACUGGAGCUCCGUGCAGGAGUGAUGGCUGCUCCUGCUCUCAGUGCCUCCCCAGCAGAGAGCAGGAGACUGAGCAGGAAGGGAGCGCCCUGGAUUUGGCACCUGCUGCAGGAAUGUGCCAGGGAUAUUGUCACUGCUGCUUUUUAUGAGAACAAGGACCUAAUUAUGAUUUCACAAUUUGUGUACUGUAAGCUCAAGAAUCAGAAGGUGUCAAAAGAUAAGCAGUCCCAGCCUGAGGAAUUUGGGCACAGCCUGGAUUGUGGGAGCUCUCCUGACCUGACUGAAAUGCCAGCCUUCAUUUGUGGCUCUGGCUCCUGUGUUGUCCUGGGCAGCAGAUUCCUUCAGCUCUGUAAAAACCUCCAGAGAAGAUGCACAGAAAGUGCCUUUUACCUGCUCUUUGCCUUGGCCAUGAUGGGAAACUGCACCUGUGGACUGAGCCUUGCUCUAAAGAUGCCAAACCCCAAAUCCUCCUGGGCUUUCUACUUUGUUCAUCCCCUUCCCUAGCUCAUUGGGAGCUUUGGAGUUUUGUUCCUUGACAUUUUGAUGUGGCCCAAAGUGACUCUGAGGAAGCUGAACAUGCAGAGCUGCCCCGAGCAGAGCCUCAGCUCUGAGCAGGACGUGCUGGACAUGAGCCAGCCCUAA